GUGGCCGUUCACAGGAAGGAUGCCCACUUAUCAUAUUUCCUGAUAAUAAUAAUUUUCUGUCAUUGGAAGAUGCGGAUUAUCAAAAACUUAUUCUAUAUCUCACGUCAGUGCCAUCACUGCAAGAUGCUGAUCUCGGAUUUCAUUUAAUAAUUGACCGACGUAAAGAUAAAUGGACAUCAGUUAAAACGGCACUUCAACGUAUUUCUAUCUACUUUCCUGGAAUUAUACAUGUCGUAUACGUUUUACGCCCUUCUGGUUUAUUCCAAAAAGCAAUAUCUGAAGUUAGUACAAAAUUUUCCAAAGAUGAAUAUCGUUUUCGUUUGGUUAUAUGCUCCGCACUUAACGAUUUACAUGAAUAUAUUGAUAAAUCACAAUUAACUGUGGAUAUGGGUGGAACACUAAUUUACUCACAUCAUGAAUGGAUACAACAGCGAAUAUCCCUGGAAAAAUUUUCGAGUUUAACCCAUCAAGUUUCCUCAGAAUUGGAUAUUUUCAUACAAGCCAUACAUGAUACAGAAUUUCCAAACUCAGUUGAAGCUACACAAAAACUGCUGGAUGAUCAGGGUGCAGAUUAUGAUCGUUUAAAGGAGGAAAUUCUUGCUGCUGCUAAACACGGUGAAACGCUACUUAAUAACAUUAAAUCAAACGAUGAAUUUAAAGAGUUUUCAGAACGGACUGGCAAUGUUAGCUCUAUUGAGCGACUACUCGUACAGUUGGAGGAAACCGAGAGACGUUUCGAUGAAUUCUGGCGUACACAUCGUAAUCGCCUAGAGCAAUGUUUGGCGCUAAGAAAAUUCGAACAAGAUUUCCGAGAAGCACAGUAUAUUUUUAAUGCCCACCUAAAAUGUGUUGCGGAAAUGACUGAAAUUGGUGAGAGCGUAAUACGUGUGGACUCACUUAUACAAGAAACUGAGGAAUUUCAAAAAUUCAUUUUUGCUGAUGUGCAACGCGCUGUGGAUAUAAUAGAGGCUGGACAAAAGCUUAUCGGUUUACGUGGUGUUUAUCCAUGGGAAAUUGUACAACCGAAAUGUGAUGAAUUACAGCGCGUUUGCGAUAUAAUUACGGAACGCUUAACGAAACGUUUAGAAAUACUGUCAAAGAAUCGUGAACUUAUGGAAAGAGUAGAAAAGGCUAAUCAGUGGUGUGCAAAUGGUGUGGAGUUAUUAGCUUCACAAAAAAUUGAAAAAUGUUCAGUUUCUACAGAACUUGCAGAGCAAAGUUUAAAAGAAAUACAAGCUUUUAUAGCUUCAGCAUCUGAAUUUAAAUUAUCUAGUCCAAGUGAAUUCAAGAAAAUAUUUUUAGAAAGUACAACACCCGAAACCAAAGCUUUAGUAUCUCAG
Messenger RNA from Teleopsis dalmanni, 1340 nucleotides. RefSeq names its product guanine nucleotide exchange factor DBS-like. The annotation marks the transcript as partial. The transcript is spliced from 8 exons. The record is from RefSeq and is a predicted model, not a curated record. Gene Ontology annotation, molecular function: guanyl-nucleotide exchange factor activity. Gene Ontology annotation, cellular component: cytoplasm. Lineage: Eukaryota; Metazoa; Arthropoda; Insecta; Diptera; Diopsidae.